Limulus polyphemus (Atlantic horseshoe crab) is the source of this 1860-nucleotide messenger RNA. It is a transcript of the gene Nup54, whose product is annotated as nuclear pore complex protein Nup54-like. The record is from RefSeq and is a predicted model, not a curated record. Lineage: Eukaryota; Metazoa; Arthropoda; Merostomata; Xiphosura; Limulidae. The coding region runs from base 295 to 1581 and encodes 428 amino acids. Gene Ontology annotation, molecular function: structural constituent of nuclear pore. The transcript is spliced from 9 exons. Gene Ontology annotation, biological process: NLS-bearing protein import into nucleus; protein localization to nuclear inner membrane; nuclear pore organization. Gene Ontology annotation, cellular component: nuclear pore; nuclear pore central transport channel.
ACAAAACUCACUUUUUUAGGAUUUUCGUUUGGAGGGUUAGGAUCUACAACUUCCACUGCACCAGGAGUAACAGGAUUGAACUUUGGAGCAUUAGGAGCAACAAAUGCACCUAGCAGUGGAUUUUCUUUUGGAGGUCUUGGUACAGGUACAACUACCACAGGAUCUGGAUUAUCUUUUGGUAGCCUUGGAUCUACUGGAACAUCAUCUGGUCUGUUUGGUGGAUUAGGUUCUACUGGUACAUCUGCUGUUCCCACAUUUGGUGGAUUAGGUACAACAACUGGAGCUUCUGGUGGCAUGUUUGGUAAUUUAGGCUCCACCGGAACAUCAUCAGUUUUUGGUGGUUUAGGGUCAACAGGAACAGCUUUUGGCUCUGGAACUGGUCUGUUUGGAAGUUCCAAUGCAGGUCCAGCAACUGUCACAAACAUAGCUUCAGCACUUUUACUGCUGAUGGUAUAUGGAGAUGAACGAGAUACUAUCCUAGCUAAAUGGAACCAACUUCAGGCCUUCUGGGGAACAGGAAAAGGAUAUUUUUCUUCCAAUGCUCUUCCAGUAGAUUUUACUCCGGAAAAUCCAUUUUGUAGGUUUAAGGUAAUUUCGUACAGUUGCCUUCCCACAAACAAGCCUGAAGAAGGGCAUGUCAGCUUGAUUAUAAACAAAAAAGACACAGAAGUUCAUAGCCAACAGCAACAUCUAGUUGAUUCCCUCCAUAGGCUACUGGGAAGUAAACCGACAUUAUCUGUUUGUGUGGAGGGUGUGCGAGCUUUACCAGAUGUCAGGACAGAGGUGAUUAUCUAUCUGAUAGAGCGUGCUCCCACUGGCUUAUCUCGUCGAGUGCCCACCCAUGAACUCCAGGCCUUCUUGGAACAGAACCAUAUUAAGACCCACCUAAACUCCAUGGGAAUCUUGUCCUGUGUUCCCCGGUCAGCUCCUACCAAAGAUCAGUUAAAAGAAUAUCUUGACAAUCCUCCUGCAGGUAUUGAUCCUUUGUUGUGGCAGCAAGCUAAAAUGGACAAUCCUGACCCAGAUCACUUGAUUCCAGUUCCCAUGAUAGGUUUCACUGAACUCCAUCGACGCAUCAAAGCUCAAGAACAAGAAACAAAACAACACCAGGAGAGACUAGAUAUAAUAGCAGAAGACAUUUCUAAACUUCAGCAAAGGCACUCCACUACUUUAGCAAAAAUAGCUGAUCAUAAAAGAAAGCAGCUGGAACUUGGACAUCGAAUUCUGAAGGUCAUAGUUUGUCAAGAGAUUAGCAGAAAGUUAGGGUUUGCUAUUCAGGCAGAUGAAGAGCAGUUACGUGUUCAACUUGAAGCAUUGCAGGCUGAACUUAAUGCUCCUACACAGUUUAAGGGAAGAUUAAACGAACUGAUUUCACAGCUCCGUAUGCAAAAUCACCAAGUAUCUGCCUACAGAGAAACAAGUCAUUAUACUUUAGAUCUAACCUUACAAGAAGAGAUCAAACAGCACUUACGUUAUCAACAAGAUGGCAUCAGUCAUCUCAUCUCAGUACUAAAGGAUAACAUGGAAGAUUUAAAAAUUAUUGAGGAGGGUCUUAAGGAGGCUUCUGAUCGAAGAAGAUAAUCAGUUAAUAACUUAAAAAAAUUCUUGUUACAAGAAUUUUUCACUAGCUAGAAUAACUGGAUUUAGACGUCAACUCAUCACACUUAAGAUCUAACUGUGCUUGUGAGUGGCUAGAAAAUGAAAUCCAUUAUAGCUAUGGGGUAUUGUUGUUUAACAUUGUUGCAAGCCACCAAACUGUCACUGUUUGUAAAACGUUUCAAAUGUUUUAACACCUGUACAGCUAGUUUUAAUUGAUUGUAACUAUGUUCAUGUAUUGAAAAUAAAAUGUUUUAAAAUAGA